AUGUCGAGAUCAGGAGUUCAAGUUGCUGAUGAAUCACUUACAGCAUUUAAUGAAUUAAAAUUAGGUAAAAAAUACAAAUUUGUUAUUUAUACCCUUAAUGAUGCUAAAACACAAAUUGUAGUUGAUGAAACAUCAACUGAUGGAGAUUAUGAUUCAUUUUUGGAAAAAUUACCAGAAAAUGAAUGUAAAUAUGCAGUAUAUGAUUUUGAAUAUGAAAUUGGAGGAGGAGAAGGUAAAAGAAGUAAAAUUGUAUUUUUCACUUGGUCACCAGACACUGCUCCAGUAAGAGCUAAAAUGGUUUAUGCAUCAUCAAAAGAUUCAUUAAGAAGAGCAUUAAAUGGUGUUGCUGCUGAUAUUCAAGGUACUGAUUUCUCAGAAGUUGCCUAUGAAUCGGUUUUAGAAAGAGUUAGUAGAGGUGCUGGAUCUCAUUAA
Molecule: messenger RNA, 432 nt
Organism: Lodderomyces jiufengensis
Lineage: Eukaryota; Fungi; Ascomycota; Pichiomycetes; Serinales; Debaryomycetaceae
Gene: COF1
Product: cofilin
Exons: 3
Coding region: 1-432 (143 amino acids)
Biological process (GO): actin filament severing; cell motility; actin filament depolymerization
Cellular component (GO): actin cortical patch; actin cytoskeleton; cytoplasm
Molecular function (GO): actin filament binding
Source: RefSeq, a predicted model, not a curated record